GUAUGUUCCGUGUCACACCACAACAGAUCAGCGGUGGAUUCAGUAGUGUAAAUUAAAUUCAUUUAUUUUCAAGUUUUAUUAGACUAGAGAAUUUCCCUUGAUCUGUGUGUGAAUCGGAUGUUAUGAACGACAACAUGGAGAGCGUUUUGCCACUUCUAACUCCAGAACCUUGGAGUUUUGGGGAACUUUUUGAGGCGUUUCGCCAGGCCCCGAUGUACCACCUCAUCUUCGAAGGUCUCCUGAUUAUAUUCAUCAUCCGGCUCCUGCUGUCCAAGAGUUACUCCAUCCAAUCCAAAAUGGUCCUGACAGAAAAGGAAAAGGAUCAACUGAUUGAGGAGUGGACCCCAGAACCUUUAGUCCCCAAACUGCCCGAUGACUAUGAGCCCAUCAAAUACAGGACAGUCACACAGCAAGGUGGAAGCAUGCUGACUGUGGACGGCAAACAGGGAAUAAACCUCGGCACGUUCAAUUUUCUUGGAAUGCUGGGAAGGAAAGAGACAGCGGAUGCUGCAGUGAAGAGUCUUAAGAAGUAUGGCGUUGGGACUUGUGGUCCUCGUGGAUUCUAUGGAACAAUGGAUGUUCACUUGGAUUUUGAAGAGCGAAUCGCCAAGUUCUUCGGCAUGGAGAUGGGCAUCCUAUACUCCUAUGGCUUCUCAACCGUAGCCAGCUGCAUCCCAGCCUACUCAAAGAGGGGAGACAUUAUCUUCUGUGACGAAGGAGUCUGCUUUGCUGUGCAGAUGGGCUUGCUAGCGUCGCGUAGCCAGAUCAAGUUCUUCAAACACAACGACAUGGAGGAUCUUGAACGACUCCUGGAAGAGCAAGUUAUUGAAGAUAAGAAGAACCCCAAGAAAGCAAAGAAGACACGCAAGUUCAUGGUUGUAGAGGGCCUGUACACCAACACUGGACAAAUCACUCCCAUCAACAAACUGGUGGAAUUCAAAUACAAGUACAAAGUGCGCAUCUUUCUGGAUGAGAGCAUGUCGUUCGGCGUGCUCGGGAAAACUGGGCACGGCGUCACGGAACACUUUGGAAUCGAUGUGACAGAUAUUGACCUGAUCUCAGCAUGCAUGGAGAAUUCUCUGGGCACACUGGGAGGAUUUUGUGUGGGCUCAAAAUACGUUGUUGAUCACCAGCGUUUGUCCGGUCUGGGCUACUGCUUCUCGGCCUCACUGCCUCCCAUGCUCGCAUCAGCCGCCAUGGCGGCGUUGGAUAUCAUGGAGGAUGACCCAACGAUGGCCUCUAGGCUCCAGGCACGGUCCGAGCACGUCCACGAAGAACUGGCCAAGAUUGCUGAGAUGAAGGUGGCCGGUGACCCUGUGGCCCCUAUCAAGCAUCUGUAUGUACGAGAGACGGGAGACAAGACUAGACAAGAGAUCAUGAAACUCCUUGAACUUAUUGUGAACAUGGCUAUGGAUGAAGGGGUAGUACUGACCACAGCAUGUUACUUGGAAGAAGAAGAAGCAUUCCUGCCACCACCAAGCAUUCGUGUCGCUGUCAACAUCGCCCCUACCGAAGACCAACUCGCCAUGUCCCUGCAAGUUAUACAGAAAGUGGCCUCAGAGGUUCUGCAAAACGAGGUGUAAACAAUAUUUUGUAAAAAUUUGGUUUUGGAUGGGCAUCGCAGGUAGGUCUUGAGAGAUUUUGUCAAGAAGGCAGGACAUGAAUUGCAGUGAGCAUCAUUUGUGGCACGUCUAUCAGAGACCAAAUUGCAUUGCUCUGCUACGCCACAAAGAAAUUCUGUGCUAACUACCAGGUACGUAAAAUGCAGAAUCCUUAGUUAAGAGAUGUAUGCAUGUGAACAAGCCAGCAGGGCCCAAUUUCAUAGCGCUGCUUAACAGCCGACUUUGUGCUUACCGAGCCUCCAUCUAUUUCAUAGAGACUGUUAAGC
This is a messenger RNA of Patiria miniata (bat star), 1888 nucleotides long. It is a transcript of the gene sptlc1, whose product is annotated as serine palmitoyltransferase 1-like. The record is from RefSeq and is a predicted model, not a curated record. Bases 123 to 1583 code for a protein of 486 amino acids. The transcript is spliced from 14 exons. Gene Ontology annotation, molecular function: serine C-palmitoyltransferase activity; pyridoxal phosphate binding. NCBI's taxonomy places the organism in Eukaryota, Metazoa, Echinodermata, Asteroidea, Valvatida, Asterinidae. Gene Ontology annotation, biological process: ceramide biosynthetic process; sphingosine biosynthetic process. Gene Ontology annotation, cellular component: endoplasmic reticulum.